CGCGGAUGCAGAGCGCGAUCAUGAGACUGCGCGGAGUCUCUCGGCUGCACCUUCCGCCUCGGCUUCGCUUGCCGGCGCCCCGACCCCCGCGUCGCAUCGCGCAUCAACUGUCACACCUGCAUCUCCUACGCUGUGGCAAUAAUCGGCGCUUUGCCCGGCCAUUGCGCAUUCAUCUGGAAGUUCCAAGAAGACCAAGAUCUCCUCUGCGCCUCCGCGCCAUCGCAAUGGCAGCCACGAUGUCGCAAUUCGACCCCGCAUUCUCACCAUCGCAGCUCACGAACAGGAGGCGUCUCAGGAUACGUCGCAGCCACGGCAGCCAUGAGGCUAUAUAAGGCCACUACGGUGCUCAUUGUAGCCUGCAGCUAACGACAGGACAUCCCAGCAACCCACCAGAACGGAACCGCCAUGUCUUCGGUCGAGCAGAACCUGGUCGAAGGGAACGAGGGCUAUGCCUAUCUGUUCAAGCAGGGCGAUCUAGCGCUCCCGCCGAGCCAGAAAUAUGCUGUCGUGACCUGCAUGGACGCCCGCAUCGACCCAGCCGCCGCCUUCCACAUCCCCCUCGGCGCCGCCCACGUUAUUCGCAAUGCCGGCGGCUCUGUCCGCGACGCCUUCCGCUCGCUCGUCAUUUCGCAGCAGCUGCUCGGCACAACCGAGGUGUUGGUGGUCAAGCACACCGGGUGCGGCAUGCUGAUCUUCGACGACGCGGUUGCGAAGGAUCUUGUGAGAAAGAACAAGGGCGAUGCUGCAGCGAGGGAGGUCGAGAAUCUGGAUUUCUUGACGUUUCCAGACGUCGAGGACAAAGUUCGGGAUGAUGUGGCGUGGCUGAAGGGAAAGGCUGUCGAGCAGGGCAUCAGGGUGACCGGGUGGGUGUAUGAUGUGAAGACAGGGAGGGUUAAGAAGGUAGUAUAACAGGCCGGAAUACGAUGUACCCGGAGGUGGUAUGCUUUCUCAAAGGCUCACACUGCUUGAGGACUGGGGGCUUGCUGGCGUUCCUCGGUCACUUUGCUGUUGCGUUAGUGACCUGUGAAUUACGGCUGCAGUACGUAGCAUCGGCGUAAUCGAUAUAACCUCUCUUGACCG
Molecule: messenger RNA, 1080 nt
Organism: Trematosphaeria pertusa
Lineage: Eukaryota; Fungi; Ascomycota; Dothideomycetes; Pleosporales; Trematosphaeriaceae
Product: carbonic anhydrase
Exons: 2
Coding region: 406-909 (167 amino acids)
Molecular function (GO): carbonate dehydratase activity; zinc ion binding
Source: RefSeq, a predicted model, not a curated record